UCAAGCGAACCGAAGCCCCAAAGCUGUUUGUCUAUUGCUUGGUAUGCGUCGUUUUGUUCGGAAAAGCAGAGAUACCUACCUACCGUUUCGGAUAUUCGGUGAUUAUCGGUCAUUUUUUGCCUAAAUCUGUGGCGUGGGUUGAAUUUUCUCUGUGUUAUUUGAAUUCCAGUCAUUGAAGCCAAAUAUGCGUAAGCGAAAGUCUGUUAAGAAAGACGAAGACUCCGAGGGCUCAGGCGGCGGUGAGCCAGAAGAAUUCCAAGACUCAGGAGAAGAUUGGACGCCGGAUGCCGAUUCGAAUGAGCAACCUGCUCGUGGUGGAGGACGUAAACGAGCCACAAAAGCCUCACUUAAUAAUUCAAAGAAAAAACGUAAAAACUCAUCAUCUGAAGAGAGUGAAGGUGAAGCUGAAGAGGAUGAAGAAGGAGAAGAUGAGGAAGGAGAUCUUGAUGAAGAAGAAGGGUCAGAUGAUGAAAAAAAUGGUUCAGAUGGAAACAAAUCUGAUUCAAGUCAAUCUAAGGAUGUACCAAAGCACUUUCAUUCUGGGAAUUUUGUGUUGUUAAAAUCUGACGUCAAGUGGGAUGGUGAUACAGUUGUUUCAAAAUUGGAUGAAUUAAAUCUGUGGAAAAUAGAUGGAAAAGCACUUCUACAAAAAUUCAUUCCUAUGGAAUCCAAUGGAAAGAUUCUCCAUAAAUGCACUUGUGUGUAUUCUGGCUGGAACGUUGAUAAUCGUGACAAUUACUAUCCAAUUACUGAAAUACUGGACAGAAACCCGCGCACAGACUCAAAAGAAAUAUGUGUAGCAUUAGAUCUUAAUGAUCUCAUCAAAGUAAGAGACAAGUAAAUGCAUGGUGUUUACUUGUAGCAAACUAGUUAAGUGGAAGUUAAAUUUAUCGAAUAACAGGUUUUCCUUUGGCACUUCAUUCCAAUUUACUUUAUGUAACAGUCAUUUUAUAAAAAAUGGGGAAUAAAUGUUCAGUACAGUAA
This is a messenger RNA of Amyelois transitella, 984 nucleotides long. RefSeq lists its product as uncharacterized. NCBI's taxonomy places the organism in Eukaryota, Metazoa, Arthropoda, Insecta, Lepidoptera, Pyralidae. Bases 185 to 841 code for a protein of 218 amino acids. The transcript has 4 exons. The record is from RefSeq and is a predicted model, not a curated record.